AUGCGGGCCGCCUGGCUCCUCGGCGCGCUGGUGGUACCCCAGCUCCUGGGCUUCAGUCAUGGAGCUCGGGGAGCUGAGAGGGAGUGGGAGGGGGGCUGGGGUGGCGCCCAGGAGGAGGAGCGGGAGAGGGAGGCCCUGAUGCUGAAGCAUUUACAGGAAGCGCUGGGGCUGCCUGCUAGGAGGGGAGAUCAAAAUCCCGAGGGAAACUCUGAAGGCAGGGGGGCCUGGGCGACCGAGGAGGACGGGCAGGGGGAGGAAGGCGAGGAGGAACCCACACCGACCCCCUACGUCAGCCCCAGUCCCUCUCCCACCCCGGAGGACGCCAUCACUUAUAUCCUGGGUCGCCUGGCCGGCCUGGACGCAGGCCUGCACCAGGUGCACGUCCGUCUGCACGCGCUGGACACCCGCGUGGCCGAGCUUACUCGGGGGCUGCGGCAGCUGAGGGAAGUGGCGGGCGACACCCGCGACGCCGUGCAAGCCCUGCAGGAGGCGCAGAGCCGCGCCGAGCGCGAGUAUGGCCGCUUAGAGGGCUGCCUGAAGGGGGCGCGUCUUGGCCACAAGUGCUUCCUGCUCUCGCGCGACUUCGAGGCUCAGGCUGCGGCGCAGGCGCGGUGCGUGGCGCGGGGCGGGAGCCUGGCUCAGCCCGCUGACAGUCGGCAGAUGGAGACGCUCACCCGCUACCUGCGCGCGGCGCUCGCCCCCUACAACUGGCCGGUGUGGCUGGGUGUGCACGACCGGCGCGCCGAGGGCCUCUACCUCUUUGAGAACGGCCAGCGCGUAUCCUUCUUCGCCUGGCACCGCGCCCCCAGCCCUGAGCCCGGCUCCCGGCCCAGCGCCGCGCCGCACCCGCUCAGCCCCAACCAGCCCAAUGGCGGCGUGCUCGAGAACUGCGUGGCUCAGGCCUCGGACGAUGGCUCCUGGUGGGACCACGACUGCGAUCGGCGCCUCUACUACGUCUGCGAGUUCCCCUAUUAG
Molecule: messenger RNA, 975 nt
Organism: Rangifer tarandus platyrhynchus (Svalbard reindeer)
Lineage: Eukaryota; Metazoa; Chordata; Mammalia; Artiodactyla; Cervidae
Source: the annotation of a GenBank genome assembly